Molecule: messenger RNA, 1670 nt
Organism: Pleuronectes platessa (European plaice)
Lineage: Eukaryota; Metazoa; Chordata; Actinopteri; Pleuronectiformes; Pleuronectidae
Exons: 4
Coding region: 146-646 (166 amino acids)
Source: RefSeq, a predicted model, not a curated record
GCAGUCAUGCUUGUGUGCAGCAGGGGUGUGUGUAUUUUCUCCCUCUCUCUGUUGUUCUGUCUCUUUCUGCAGUACUUGCACGUUUGCCACCGACUCCUAGGAACCUCUGCAGGAGACGAGCUGCAAAUCAGGUACUGGUACGAUAAUGGCCUCCAAACUGAGCGUGCUGCUGCUGUCUUUGGCCGUGGCCUCAGUGACAGUGCUGGCCCAAAGGCGGCGUCCGGUGAAGACCAACACCGAGGAGUGGAACUACAGAGAUGGCUCUGAGAAAGUGAACAUGCGUGGUGUGUCUAACCUGACUGAGGUUCUGGACAACUGGAAGUUCGACAUCAUGAACCAGAUGAAAGGACUCCUGCAGAACGACCACCAGUCUUUGCUCCCCGAUUACGCCCGGAUCCAACCGCUGUCUGAGGCUCUGGACGACCUCUACAAAGAGUUCAAUGCCCUCAAAUCUCACCUGGGCGACCUCACCGAGAAGUUCACCGCCAUAGAAACUUUCGUUGAUGAGAUGAAGGCCAGUCGCGCCACAAACACCAACUCUGGCCCGGCCCCCGGUCCAGCUCCGGCUGCAGUCCCAAGACAGACCACUAGGAGGGUGAUGAAGAAGAAGCCCACUUCCUCCUCCACCUCCUCCUCCUCCUCCUAACCAGCCGAUGAUGAGCUUCCUCUGCUCUCAUGUUGGCUUCUCCUCACACUGCGUUCUGUCUCUGCCUUUUCUGAAGUAAAAUAUCAUUAAUCGUUUCAUUAUCAUAAUGUUCUGUGAUCUUAACACAUCAGGUCCACAUUAAGAAUCUGGUUAUUACCACAAGACAAAGGAAUUACUGAAUUGUUAUGAAAAGCACAAAUUAGCCAAGAAAUAGUUUAUGCCGAUUAGGUCAAAUUAAACAGCAUUAAAAACAGUUUUUUUAAUGAAUCCAGUAAUUUGUCACAGGUUGAAAUCCAAACAUGAUCUUGGUCUUUCACCUAAUCACUCCUCCCUGUAUAGAUCAGUUUUCCUCACAGUGAACAGGAAAUUACAGAUUCUUAAGCUUUUUUCAAAGAUGAACUCCAGAAAAUGAAAAUAUUGACACAUCAAGAGAUUGUCCGGGUCCGCCACGUUCACAACAACAGUUCAGUUCUUCUUUCUUGUCUGUCAGAUGUUUAAAGCAUAGCAGUAAAAAGUUCUGGAAAAUGUCCAGAGUAACCGACUCAGCCAUUUGUGUUCUCACAUUCAGCCCAACUUGUACAAUAUGUCCAGAUUUCAGUUCAGGUCUGAAAUCAGCUUCAUUUAGUGACAUCACUCACAGGUGAGAUUUUCCAUGACUGAAAUUGGCCAUUCCGCAGACUUUCAUAGUGGAUAAACUGAAGGCUAUAUUGAAACCUAAAUAGAACAGGACCUGUAACUUGUAAAGUAGGGAGGGGGUUUCUCCUCACAGACUGGCCACUGUUUGCUCAUUAUGUCUCUCAUAAAUGUAACCUAAGAUGUGACACCUGGGAACUUUGUAUCUCACCACCAAAGACUUCCCCUGGAACUGAUUAAAAACAACAUACUCUCUUUUCAACCUGUAGAAUGAUAUGUUUGUCAGGUUGGCUGCUGUUUUCUCUGCAAUUGUAUGUAUUGGUUUGCGUUUAAGGUUUACUGCUUCACUAUAUAAGCUUCAAAUAAAUUCACUUUUUGCAUUCAUUCAUCA